ACCCAACACCACGUAGCCCACGUCCCGCCCAUCUCCCCCCCAAAAAACCCUGCGCCAAAACCCUAAAUUCUUGGUGUCACCAAAUUUCCAACGAAUAAUUCCAAAAUUUAUUUCCCCCCUCAACAUUUCCCUUAUUCAAAACUUCAUCACUCCAGUUAAUGUUGAAUGCUUCUUCAUUCUGCCCAAUUUUCACCUGAGAAAACCGAAAAAUGCUUCCCUCCCCUCCGUUUCUACUUUCUCCCUUCCUCCUCCUCCUCCUCUUUCUCCACCAUGCGACGUCGUUCUCGACUUCUGGCCCCCACAUUACCGACGUCAACAUACUCCUGCCGCCCAAAAUGACCCACCCCGUCGAGUACAGGCUUCAGGCCAGCGACGGUUGCUUCAAAUGGUCGUGGGAUCAUCACGACAUACUGUCGGUGUUGCCGGAGUUCAAUGCGAGCAGCCGCUGCUCGACGAGUGCUCGGUUGAGGUCCAUUGCUCCCUACGGCGGGCGGAAGGAGACGGCCGUUUACGCCACUGACUUGAACAGUGGAAUGGUGAUUAGGUGCAAGGUUUAUGUAGAUGCAAUAUCUAAGAUUAAGAUAUUCCAUAACUCUGUCAAGCUUGAUCUGGAUGGACUCGCUACUCUUCGCGUUCGAGCAUUUGACGCUGAAGACAAUGUCUUCUCCUCCCUAGUGGGCCUGCAAUUCAUGUGGCAGUUGAUGCCUGAAACCCAUGGAUUGCCUCAUAGCCUUGUCCAUGUUCCUUUGAAGGAGUCUCCAUUGAGUGAUUGCAGUGGCUUUUGUGGUGACUUGGAUAUUCAAGUAAAUCUUGAAGAAAGUGGUGUUUUUUCAGACUUUUAUGUAGUAAAAGGCACUGAAAUUGGCCAUGAGAUUGUUUCCGUGAGUUUGCUAGAACCAUCAUUUGGGCACUUGGCGGAUAAUAUUGUUUUGACUGUCGCAGAAGCAAUGUCUCUAGAUCCUCCAUCACCUGUACAUGUCCUUAUUGGUGCUGUUGUUCAUUAUACUCUUAAAGUCAUCCGUAGCAACAUUCCGCAUGUAGUGAGUUUACCAUCUUCAUUCCAUCAAUGGUCUGUUCUGAACUCUUCAGUGGCUCAGGUGGAUAAAGCAAUGGGCACAGUUCAUGCAUUCAACUUGGGGGUUACAGCAGUUGCUGUUGAAGACACAAGGGUUGUAGGACACAUGCAAAUAUCAUCUCUUCAUGUUGUCUUACCUGACAGUUUGUUGUUAUUUAUUUCACCUCUCUCUUCUACUGGUGGUCAUAUUGAGGGUCUUGAGCCCAUUCCCUCUGUGUCUCGUUGGUAUGUAGUGGCUGGCCGUCUAUAUAUGAUUCUUGUUAAGGUCUUCUCUCCAGGACUUGGAGCACAAGAAAUUUAUAUAACAGAAAGUGAUGAAAUAAAGUUGCACGGUAACCAAGAUGAAUUCUGGAAUAUUCUCCCACUUUCAGAAGGUGUUACUGCUAAGAGCAAUUAUAGAAUGUUGGAUGCAAAAUCAUAUGGAUUGGGAAAGCUUACAGCAACUUUGGCUUAUCACACUGGUCGUGAUGUAAAGAAAGAAGUUCUUAAGGUUGUUCAAGAAGUCAUGGUAUGCGAUCAAAUUAAGUUCAUUAUUGAAGGAGACAGUAGUGUUUCAGACAAAAUUCUCCUCCCAUGGGUCCCUGGUGUCUAUCAGGAGCUGGAGCUUCGAGCAAGUGGAGGUUGCUCAAUGUCCUCCAGUGACUAUAAGUGGUUUUCUUCAGACAUGUCUACUGCAUCUGUAUCCGUAUCUGGGAUCGUUCAGGCAAAAAAGCCUGGGAAAGUAACUAUUAGAGCAGUGUCCAUAUUUGAUUCACUGAAUUAUGAUGAGGUGGUUAUUGAAGUUUCCGUUCCCCAUUCGAUGGUCUUGCUGCCUAACUUUCCAGUGGAAGCACGUGUUGGGUCACAUCUUCAAGCGUCUGUUACAUUGAGAGCAUCAACUGGUGCAUAUUUCCAUGCAUGUGAUGCUUUCAGAUCCUUCAUCAGAUGGAAAACUGAGAGUGACUCAUUCAUAAUUGUCAAUACAACUAUGGAAGUAUUUGUUACAGGCAUAAAAGAAGCUGUUGAACCACAUUCCAUUUCAUAUGGUCCUCCGUGUUCAUGGACCAACAUAUAUGCUGCAAGUUGUGGUCGAACUUUGUUGCAUGCCACAUUGACUAGGGAUAAUCAACUACCAGAUCAUGUUGGUAGGGAAUCUACUGUCUUGAAAGCAUCCUCAUCUAUUGCAGCAUUUUUACCACUUAUUGUUCACCAGGCAAGUGAUGGGAACCAGUUUGGUGGUUAUUGGUUCGAUUGGGUUCAUGCUGAAUCUCAAAAUCAGCUGAACAGUUUGGAUUAUCUGUAUCUUGUGCCCGGCACUCACUUGGAUGUAUUGCUUCGUGGGGGACCAGAAAGAUGGGGCAAGGAUGUCGAGUUCGUUGAGAAUGUUGCAGUGUUGGCUGAACAGGAUGGUCUUGUGAAAGAUAAGAUUUUUAUCCGUCAAAUACCAACCAACUAUGGGAAUCCAUACAGAAUAGGGUGUGAUAGCUUGGGAACCUUUAGACUUAUUUUCAGACGUGGAAACUUAAUGGGAGAGGACCAUCAUUUACCUGUUGUAUCUGAAGUGCAGUUGUUGCUUAUAUGCAGCUUUCCGUCUUCAAUUGUAAUAAUAGCUGAUGAAGCUUUAAACGUACCUCUAGCCAUACAGUCUGCAGCUCGGGCUGAACGGUUGCCGGGCAGAAUUCGUGCCUCCCCAAUUAAAGUAGCCAAUGGACGUAGAAUACGAGCAUCAGCUGUUGGUCUUAGUGAUUCUGGUAAACCUUUUGCAAAUUCAUCUUCCAUCUUUUUAAGUUGGGAAUUAGCUGAAUGCGAAGGACUGGCUCUGUUGGAUGACACUGAAAGUUCAGCAGUAUACUCCAGCUGGGAAAGGUUUUUGAUCUUGCAGAAUACAUCUGGACUAUGUACUGUGCGUUCCACCGCUGUUAGCUUUGAUUCUUUGGGCCAUAAUGAUUUUGCUGCUAAGUUUGAAACUUCUAAAAAUACUCUUACAGAUGCAAUCCAGCUGCAACUCGUUUCUUCUCUUGGAGUCAGUCCAGAAUUUAGCUUGUUGUUUUUCAGUCCUGAAGCUAGGUUGAAUAUCUCUAUAACUGGAGGGAGCUGUUUUCUGGACACAUUGGUAAACGACACUCAUAUUGUCGAAGUAAUACGACAGAUCCCUGAUUAUGAUUGUUCACAACUAACAUUGGCCCCUAAAAGCGUAGGCUCUGCACUUGUAACAGUUCAGGAUGUUGGGCUAGUUCCUCCUCUUUCUGCAUCAUCGACUGUCCAAGUUGCAGACAUGGACUGGAUCAAGAUUUUAACCGGAGAACAUAUAAGCAUUGAGAAGGGAAGUUUGCAGUCUAUAAAUUUUUUGGUUGGGGUAGGUGAUGGGCGUACUUUUGACCCUUCUCAGUACAUCUACAUGAAAAUAAGUGUCAACAUUGAAGAAGAUAUAGUUGAUGUUGUGGAGAAUUACGACUUUCCAUUAGUUGCUGAUAGAAACGUACGUGGGCCAACUUUCACGUUGCAAGGCACACAUCUUGGAGUGACCACAAUAUAUCUUAGUGCUAUCCAACAUUCUGGACAUGAAAUUGUUAGCCAGCCGAUUAAGGUGGAAGUAUAUAAUCCACCCAGAGUACAUCCCCGUGAUAUAUUUCUCGUACCAGGUGCUUCGUAUGUGCUUACAGUCAGAGGAGGCCCGAAAAUUGGUUCACAUGUCCGGUAUUCCAGUUUGGAUGAUAAAAAAGCUCAAAUUCACAAGUUCUCAGGACGACUAUCGGCAAUUUCACCAGGGAACAGUACUCUUGUUGCCACGAUUUAUGGUGUUGGUGAUAUCAUGCUUUGUCGAGCAUAUGGCAUCGUUAAAGUUGGAAUUCCUUCAUCAGCCAUUUUAAAUGUCCAGAGUGAAAAAAUUGCUGUUGACCUCAGGAUGCCAAUAUAUCCAUCUUUAUCUGAGGGAAAUUUGUUUUCCUUCUAUGAGCUCUGUAACAAUUUCAAGUGGACUGUGGGAGACAAAGAUGUGUUAGAUUUUCAAGGGGAAAAGAACGCGCAUGGUCGAGGCAACAGCAGUCUGAAAACAUCCCUAAAUGAACUUGACCUUAACUUUAUUCAAGUUCUUCACGGAAUAUCAGCUGGCAAGACGAAAGUUGCAGUUUCGUUCUCAUGCAGUUUCAAGAAUUCCAAUUCAUUGUCAAAAUCAAUGUUCUACACGGCAUCUGUGUCAAUAUCGGUGGUCCCUGAUCUCCCACUUGCUCUUGGAUCACCGAUAACCUGGAUCCUUCCUUCUUACUAUACCUCUUCCGAUCUCUUACCUCUAUCUUCGCAUGCUUACAGUAAAGGGGGCUCUUUGAGUGAUAAUGGCAUUGCUUAUUCCUUCUUAGGACAGGAAAAGAGGAGAAUUGAUGAGGUACAUAACGAUGAUUUAUAUAUUGAUGGUGCUAAAAUCAUAACUAAGGACUCGGGCAAUGUUGCAUGCAUCCUAGCAAAAGACAAGGCAAGUGGAAGAACUGAAGUUGCAUCUUGUGUGAGGGUGGCUGAGUUGGAUCAAAUCAGAACGGCGGAUGAGUUUCCUGUUCACAUGGUUGCUUUAGGUGCUGAUCUUGGUCUUCCUAUUAGGUAUCACGACAUUCUUGGAAAUCCUUUCCAAGAGGCACAUAACAUCACGCUGUUUGAAGUGGAAACCAACUAUCCUCAUGUUAUAUCAAUUGAUGAAUAUGACGGUCAUGGGACUAUCCACCUUCGCGCAAAAACCGAAGGUUUAGCUCUUGUUCAAGUGUCUUUUGUCAAUAAUCCUCGUAAAGCAGUAUAUGCCAUGAUCUCUGUUGGCCCGCAGCUGUAUCCACAGAAUCCCGUCAUUCACCAGGGAGCAAGUCUCAACUUCGAUGUAAAAGGUUUGGGUGAUUCAGCAUCAGGUCAGUGGUUCAGUUCCAAUGAAAGCGUUGUGUCUGUUGAGAGGCUGUCUGGAAAAGCUGAAGCCACCGGAGAAGGUACAACCCUAGUUCACUUUACGAGUUCGAGUUUCAAGCUUCACACGACGGUCAUUGUAUUGAAAGGGAGUGUAGUGUCCGUUGAUGCUCCCAGCGAGGUGCUCACAAAUGUGCCAUUUCCAGUAAAUGGAUAUGCUUUCUCUGUGAAAUUUAGUGAUGAAGUUUCUGAGAAGAAGAUGCUACUGUCGUUUGAUUGUGCCGUUAGUCCGCCCAAAAUUGGGUUUGCGAAGCCGUGGAAGGAUCCUGACACCGGCAACACACUCUGCCUCUUCUUCCCUCAUUCCCCUCAACAUCUAGUGCGUUCAGUGUCCAACACAGGAGAUUCGCCACAUCAGGUGCUUGUAUCUGUUCGAGCAUCACUGACGGAGGAUAAUCAGAUUUCUGGUUCUGCAUCCGCUCUCUUCGUUGGAGGAUUCACCCUUGAAACCGACGAGAAGAACUCACUCCAUCUGAACCUGACCCGAGACUCCAACAAGAGUGUCGUAACCAUAACCGGGAACACCAACGUCGAGCUCAGCUGGCUCCACAGGAACCACCUGAUCGUUAGACCUAUCCACGGUGGCGAUCCUGCUGUAGCAAAGUAUGAGAUCAGCGCCCGUGGGCCUGCCAGAAUCCAAGAUCAGCUCGUCUUCUCACUCCCAGCAACUGGCCAGAGAGUUGCAGUCAGUGUUAGCUACGAUCCUGAUGAGAGAGAAGCAGCCGCCAAACCAGCAAACCUCACUUUCUGGGCUGGUAUAUCUGCUCUCCUUUUUCUGCUGAUAUUCACAGUGACCUUUGUCAUAUGUUACCUCGACAGACCAGAUAGAUCGCCGCCGCGGGUCUCCUUCGGCAGUCCGAGCAUUGUGGCGCCUGCCACUCCCGAGCGCAGCAGUCCAGCAGUCGUCAAGGAGCAGUCGCCUCGGACGCCGCAGCCGUUCAUCGACUACGUUAGGAGGACCAUAGAUGAAACUCCUUAUUACAGGCAAGACUUUAGGAGGAGGUCUAAUCCUCAACAUACAUUCUAGAUUUGAUUCUUGCAUUGUAUGUAGGAAGAAAUGCUUUUUGAGGUGUAUGUCUGUAGACAUUCUAUGUAAUAUUAUGUUAUUAUAUUAGCGUAGCAUUUCAA
Salvia miltiorrhiza (redroot sage) is the source of this 6121-nucleotide messenger RNA. Its product is annotated as nuclear pore complex protein GP210. The transcript is spliced from 3 exons. Lineage: Eukaryota; Viridiplantae; Streptophyta; Magnoliopsida; Lamiales; Lamiaceae. The record is from RefSeq and is a predicted model, not a curated record. The coding region runs from base 210 to 6020 and encodes 1936 amino acids.